AUGAACCAUGUUACACAAAAGAAGGGUAAGGUCUUCUUCAUUGAUGGUCCAGGAGGCACACGGAAGACAUACCUUUAUAAAGCCUUGCUGGCUAAAGUGCGGUCCAUGGGACUAAUAGCCAUCACAACAGCAACAUCAGGCAUCGCGGCUUCUAUUAUGCCCGGUGGCAGGACUGAGGAUGAUGUGCUUCCAUUUAAAUUCACAAGAAAGCAAUUUCCUAUUCGUCUUAGCUUUGCAAUGACAAUCAAUAAAGCUCACGGUCAAACAAUUCCAAAUGUUGGCAUCUACCUUCCAGAACCUGUAUUUUCUCACGGUCAACUUUAUGUUGCUUUGUCUAGAGGGAUAUCAAGGCAAACGACAAGAAUACUUGCCAAGCCAAACAAGGAUAUCGACCCAUCAGGGAAAAGUACUAAAAAUAUUGUCUAUAAGGAUGUUUUGAUGUGA
Messenger RNA from Triticum turgidum subsp. durum (durum wheat), 444 nucleotides. The record is from the annotation of a GenBank genome assembly. NCBI's taxonomy places the organism in Eukaryota, Viridiplantae, Streptophyta, Magnoliopsida, Poales, Poaceae.